UAUGUCAGCCUAAACAGGAAUGACGCAUCGGUUACGUGCGUUUCUGCAGGAGUACAAUGCCAGUUCUUAUAAAUGGCCAAAUGGCUUCAACUCUGCCAUUUUCGAAGCGAGCAGUAAGCUUAAAAAAAAUCGCCAACUGGAGCAAGCAAUCUGUGAUAUAGACGACAUGAUUCGCAACUACUACAUUCAGUGUAUAGAUAAUAUGGACAGAGUCUUUGUCUCUAUAGGAAGUACACCAGAGGGAAUCUCCUUAGCUUCAUCAGAUAGAGACGUUAUGUUCCUUUCAUUAAGAUUGGCGGCAACAGAGCGUAAUGUUCAUGGUACUGAAAGGGGAAUAUUACAGAUUGAGUACACCACUAAGCCGGGUUAUGUCAGACUGCGAGUUCCCUUAGGCACAGCUAGGUCAUAUGGCAUGAUCCCCGGCGCUGUGCACGUGGAAAAACGACGACUGUACUUGAAAAACGACGCAUGGAAAGAUGGAAUUCUGGGUGAUGAAGGAAAUCAUGAAAUAUCGCAAGUUCACGGACCGGCCCUGACCAAUGAAGCCGGUGUGCAGGACACUGUCCACGGCGUUCACUGUGCUCAAUGGCCAAGUUGCGCCAAGGGUUUUCUAAGAAGAAAACGUGCAAUUUCCAAGUGGCCGUCGUCGGAAGUCAUGCGAAGUAUCGUCCAGAAGGGUUGUUGUUUGGUUCCGGUGGGUCAUCCAAUGCAUCACCAAGAAAACCUGCUGUGGAGAGUUUCCUUCAACAUGGCUGAACAGGAGUUACUUCGCGGCUUCAAUGACACCCAGGUGUUUUGCUGCUGUUUGUUGAAGAUGAUACUUCGUACCCAUUUUCCAGAGGAAACUGUGCUAUGUUCUUAUUGGUGCAAGACCGUCAUGCUGUGGCUCGUGCAGAAUACAGAACGUCGUUGUUGGAACAGGAAAAAUUUUGUUCGGAACCUUCACAAAGCUCUGUAUCUGCUACAUCGUUUUAUGGAACACCAUGACUUGCCAAUGUUCUUCCUGCCAGAGAACAACCUCAUUUCUCACAAGGAUAAACAGGCUUGUCUUCGUGUAGCCAAGAGCCUCGGAGACAUGCUGCAUGUUUCAACCUUCGUACGCGCCGUGCUAGACUGCUUAACAUACUCAAAGGUUUCAGGGGUGACCACUGACGGGUUUCCAACAACAAGUAACAGAAAUGAACCGUCUUUUCACGUGGACGAGUCACAAAAUCGCACUGAUGUAAAGUCCUUCCUUGAUUUCAUGCACUGGCGAUGGCAGGAAGAUCACAUUUUGCCAUAUCGCCAUUGGGCUGUGGUAGAAGAAGCUCAAGUCAUUGCUGCCUUCCUGGAGAUUUAUGAAGAGGACGACCCCCGCGCUAUCGAGUACACGCAGUCAAUGAUACGAGAAUCCGAUGAUGACUUCUUAAAGAAAUUCGAUGUUCUGCUACAACAGAAACUUGGACAAAGUCUGUUUUUUGAGCAUCAGAAGACACGAAUGACCAUGCAGAAAACUGAACAGCUCCUUGAGUCAUCUCGCGUAAUAACAUACCCUGUAAGCGGCUACCGAGAUCACAUCUAUGGGACAGUAUACAUUGCUUUCUUGCUCUACACUCGAUCAAGGGACGCCGAGUCUUUAAGCAAACUACAGAGCAUAGAAGAGGAUCUCGUCGAGGCACAGACCGAUGCCUUCAAAAUACUUUUUAUUGCUCUAUCUGAUAUUCAUAAGUGCCUUCUGGAACGCGAUAAAGUUUUACGUAGUUUAAUCGACAGAAUGGCACUGACGAACCGACGAACUCUCACGAACAGCGUGGCGUUUGCAUUUUAUCUUAUGGUGAGGCUUUCUGCUAAGCUUCAGCGAAACACACGCGCUCCAUUAGUACGCCGCUACGUUAGACUGUUCCGAGGAUUUGAGAAAUAUCUGCACAAUCUUCCUCGAGAGCAACUGGACGUCUACCAUUUCCUGCUGGACUAUAUAAAUGUGGAAAUACUGACUAACGGCAAUUUCCAGUAGAAACCAACUGGUUUAUAUGUCGGUCUGUGUCAAACCCUAAAAAGCAUGUACUCUUGCAAUGUGUUUUCUGUUUUCGUUUUACCAACAUCUGUCUAUUCGUCAUCCGCUAUUUACAGCAAUUACUUUAUUCAUUGGAUUUGCCCAAUUUUUGCCAAUUUUUUGUUCAGAAAUGCUUGAGUUUUAUCGAUUUUCUGACUAAGUAUUUGUUAAUAUUGAGCACUAAUAUGAAAUUAUAGAUUGCAUAGAGUCCUAUACACUGUUGAUACGAAAUCCAAAGCUUAAAAUUAAACGAUAUGCUAGAGUAUACUCGAUCUAUACUGAAAAUAUGCAUGUAAUGUUGAAUAUUUAUUUAAAGACGUCGGAUUGUAAAAAUUAAAUAUCCUAUUUUCAUAGGCACCACUUUAAGGUUUGGGGUAUGUUUUUAGAGAUAUCAACUAUGAAAGUAUUUUGAUCACCAUAAGACCAAAGUACCAACCAAGUACAGUUGCUAGUAUAUCAAUUGGAGCAAUUUACCCUGAACACUGAUGAUCUUGUCACAGUGGAGCACCUUAUCCAACUGCUUGAUCGGAUUCGUCAAAGCACCUAAAAAAUAACUUCUAGUAUUGCGCUUUUUGGAUAUACAGUCAGUAUGUCUUUGCAACAAUAAAUUAGCAUAAAUAAUUACACCUAAAAGUUUCGCUUUGGUUUACUUUUCCGAGUUCAACAUUGUUGAUAACACUGGCCAGGCCCGUAUGCAAGGGGGUGGGGGGGCUGUCUGCAGCUGCAACUACGAAUUGGCUUAAUCAAUUUAUCGACAGAAAAACA
Messenger RNA from Anneissia japonica, 2797 nucleotides. RefSeq lists its product as uncharacterized. The transcript has a single exon. The record is from RefSeq and is a predicted model, not a curated record. Bases 20 to 1993 code for a protein of 657 amino acids. NCBI's taxonomy places the organism in Eukaryota, Metazoa, Echinodermata, Crinoidea, Comatulida, Comatulidae.